AGAACGUGCACAGACCGAGCUCUAUCCACACUGUUCAUAGAUAAACACAAGAAUCGUGUUUGCAUCUCUGAACACAAGACAACAUGAGAAAAGUUGCUCUCUUUCUGCUACUGAAUGGACUGUUGGCCAUUGGACAAGGCUGGCAAAACGAAUUUGACAGUCCUCUAAGUUUUAAAUGUCCUGCAGGCCAGUCAAUAUCCUCCAUCAAGAGCCAAAACAGCAACCAUCAUGAGGACCGGCGUUGGGAUUUUACCUGCAAACCCACUAACCAGCCGAAUGCAGAGUGUUUCCAGUCACCUUACGUCAAUGACUUCGACAAAGCCUUCACGUUUGAGUGUCCAGCACAACAUGCGAUCGCAGGAAUGAGCAGCUACCACGACAACUACUAUGAAGACAGACGCUGGCAGUAUUACUGUUGUAAAGUGGAGUGCACUUCUGGGAAUCCUGGAAAAUGUCAAUCGACUUCAUACGUGAAUGCCUUUGAUGAGGACUUCCACUGGAAUGUGCCUCCUCACAGUGUUCUGGUGGGUGUUGAAAGCUACCAUCAAAAUUAUCAAGAAGACCGACGCUGGAACUACAAGUACUGUGUCAAACCGUGUCUGUAAGACUCAAUGAUCUCUCAAGGUUUAUGAAACCUCUGAAAUAAAAGCAAGAUAAAAGACAAAAAA
This is a messenger RNA of Labeo rohita (rohu), 668 nucleotides long. RefSeq names its product hemagglutinin/amebocyte aggregation factor-like. The transcript has 5 exons. The record is from RefSeq and is a predicted model, not a curated record. Bases 84 to 605 code for a protein of 173 amino acids. NCBI's taxonomy places the organism in Eukaryota, Metazoa, Chordata, Actinopteri, Cypriniformes, Cyprinidae.